Messenger RNA from Mizuhopecten yessoensis (Yesso scallop), 449 nucleotides. RefSeq lists its product as uncharacterized. The transcript is spliced from 4 exons. Lineage: Eukaryota; Metazoa; Mollusca; Bivalvia; Pectinida; Pectinidae. The record is from RefSeq and is a predicted model, not a curated record. The annotation marks the transcript as partial.
AUUUCGAAUGGUGCCUGUACAAAUUCUAUAACGACUCACUAUCCUGGUUUGACGCUAAAGCAGUAUGUGAACAGGACAAUUUGAUCUUGGCUGAAAUUACGAGCACUUCUCAGCUAACCUACCUCAGAAACCUGAUGAGCAACCUAUCCAAAAUUGAUGCCCACCCUCCAAGCUCUGUGUGGAUAGGUGCAUACCGCGCUAACAAUGAGAAGGCUCGAUGGCAGGAUGGCUGUGACCAUGUCGGUGAUAACACGUUUGUAACGGGUCAGAGCGGCGAUGCUUGUUUUUUGUUCGACGGUAACAGCACGUUUGCGUCCAAGCCAUGCAACACGAGCCAACCCUUUUUGUGCCAGGCAUCUACACUAGAUACCGCAACCUGUUUUUCCAAUGUUAUGACGAUUGAUGGUAUAGCUAAACAAAACCCGCGUGUGUUGGAUUCCGAUACAUGA